Molecule: messenger RNA, 716 nt
Organism: Beta vulgaris subsp. vulgaris (sugar beet)
Lineage: Eukaryota; Viridiplantae; Streptophyta; Magnoliopsida; Caryophyllales; Amaranthaceae
Exons: 3
Coding region: 122-544 (140 amino acids)
Molecular function (GO): RNA binding
Source: RefSeq, a predicted model, not a curated record
GCAACUUUUUCCCAGAAUAGUAGUCAUUUCUUCACUUCUUUCUGCAAUUUUCUCUCUCUAAUCUUUGUGGUGCUGUUUUUUUCUGGGUUUUUCUCACAUCUCAGGAAAGGGCAUGUGAGCAAUGAACAGUUUAAAGAUUUUUGCCAGAAGAACAUUGGCUGCAGUGUACAAUCCUACCGCGAUAACUAGAUCAUAUUAUUGUUCGUUUUCGUCGUCUGUUUCAGCUCCGUUUAACAAUAAGUUGUUCGUUGCUGGGUUGUCGUGGUCAGUUGAUGAGAGGUCUUUGUUAGAUGCAUUCUCCAAUUUUGGGAAAGUGACUGAAGUGAGGAUAAUGUAUGAUAAGGAUACAGGAAGGUCUAGAGGGUUUGGAUUUGUUUACUUUGAUAAGGAUGAUGAUGCAGUAUCUGCAAAAGAUGCCAUGGAUGGUAAGGCGUUUUUAGGUCGUCCAAUGAGGAUUAGCUUUGCUCUUGAAAAGGUUCGAGGAGCACCAGUUGUGGUACCUCGCAUUCGGGACAAUGAAGCUGCCAUCAGAAACAAGAACUGAAGCUCAUGGGUAACAAACCUGCAAAAAAGAUAGAGAAGGAAGAAAUCCUUUUGAAGUUUGCCCCUCCCAUCGACCCUGUUUUUGGCCGUUGGCUUGCUCGUGAUAUUCGGAGUACUGAGGGUUACACUGUGAAAAAUCCUCCUAUGCUGAAGCCCCCAGAUCAUUACAUUGA